Molecule: messenger RNA, 579 nt
Organism: Knipowitschia caucasica
Lineage: Eukaryota; Metazoa; Chordata; Actinopteri; Gobiiformes; Gobiidae
Source: the annotation of a GenBank genome assembly
AUGGAAGAAUACUUCCCUGAUCUGAAAAAGGUCUGGCUGCUGAGGCAGUGUCUGUGUCUUCCUUUGAAGAAGAUCGACAUUCACAGGCUGCUGAGGCAGUGUCUGUGUCUUCCUUUGAAGAAGAUCGACAUUCACAGGCUGCUGAGGCAGUGUCUGGGUCUUCCUUUGAAGAAGAUCGACAUUCACAGGCUGCUGAGGCAGUGUCUGUGUCUUCCUUUGAAGAAGAUCGACAUUCACAGGCUGCUGAGGCAGUGUCUGGGUCUUCCUUUGAAGAAGAUCGACAUUCACAGGCUGCUGAGGCAGUGUCUGUGUCUUUCUUUGAAGAAGAUCGACAUUCACAGGCUGCUGAGGCAGUGUCUGGGUCUUCCUUUGAAGAAGAUCGACAUUCACAGGCUGCUGAGGCAGUGUCUGUGUCUUCCUUUGAAGAAGAUCGACAUUCACAGACUUUUUUGGGGAAAAAAAGCCACCAGGAAGAAGCAUCUUCAGAGGAUCACCCAGAAACUGUGUGACCUGCAGACCCUGAAGCCCCACAAAUGGCUUGUUGGAGAGGUUAUUGCAGUGUUUUUCAACCUUUUUUGA